UAUUACAAAAAAAAGAGACUGGUUCAGGAGAGCUGAAGUUGUUAGCGGGUGUCGUUUCUGGUUUUUGACCCACCAAAGCAGUGGAGCUGGGCGACUUUUAGGACGUACUUUGUUUAUACGGUCUAUGGACACAAGGGAGGGGUUUUGCUAACGAGAGAGAGAGAGAGAGAGAGCUGAAAUCGAAAGCGGGAGAUGCGGUAGUGCUGUAAACCUCUUGUGUUCGCUUUCAAACACAUCAUGGAUAUCAGCAGAUUCAGAGCCAUGUUACUAGAGAUCUCUAAUAAACUUACUCAAGACAACCUGACGAGUCUAAAGUUCCUGUGCCCACAAAUCGGGAAGAAAAAGCUCGAGAAAAUCGAUAAAGGAAUCGAUCUUUUCGAGUGCUUGAUCGAAAGAGCCGAACUCGGGCCUGAGAACACCGAUCUUCUGCGGAAACAUCUAAAGCAUAUCGGCCAGGCGGUUCUUCUGGAUAUAAUAGAUCAGUAUGAGACGGGGUCGACGGGAAGCCCUCCUGAUGUGCCGGACGACAAAGAGCGAGAAAAAAUAAACAUAGCAACUGAUGUAAUCGUUGAACACGUGGGUAAAAAGUGGCGUCAAGUUGGAAGAAAGCUGGGACUUCAGGAACCUCAGCUGGAAGCCAUACAGGAGAAGCACAGCCGUGACCUGGAGGAGCAGGUGAGGGAGCUCAUCACGCAGUGGAUGAAGACGAGGAGAGCCGACGCCAGGGUGGAGGACCUCAUCACAGCGCUGCGGGACUGCAGACAGAACCUCACUGCGGACCUCGUGCAGAAAAAAAUCAAAGAGCUCGGCGCGCACUGAGAACCGCCACCGUUCCAUCACAAACUCUCGGAUUUGAUAAUGUGAAUUUAUUUUUGGAGGAACCGAAUUGCGUUUACGGAUCUUUCUGAACGAACCGCACACGGCCUUGUUUAACACCGAUUCGAGGAAAUGCGUUAGAUAAUAUAUUUUGCAUUCGUAAUAUUGCGGAGCAUCGUUUUAGACAUUGUUAGAUGCUCAUUCACCUUCUCGAGACAAGGUUUUUUUUAGGUUCUCUCUUAAAACACAAAUGAUUUACGACACUUAAAAAGGAAUAAAGGGAUCAUGAUGAGUGAGUGAGUGACUGAACGACUGUUCGAAUAAACCCGUUUGGAGCCGUAACUUUUUCUCGUUUUAUACUUAAAGGUAUAGGAACGCUAAAUCCCAAGAUUUCAAUAUUGCGCAAGCAGGCUGUCAGAGAAAGAUUCAUUACUCGGGAGUUCAGUGCCCAUGCAUGUUUCGGCAUGGAGUCAUCUGUCGUCUCAGAUCCUCCUGGAAGGUUUCUGGAGAUUAUUCGGGAACUGUUUAUUUUGACUCAUCUCAACUUUAUCCCACACUGGCUGUACAGGUUGUUUCCCAAAAGCAGCCUAAACGGCUCUGAGAACCGAUGCCAGUCAUUUUCUACCGUCUGUUUAAGCUUCGAAUUGCAUUCAAAUCUGUAAAAAAAAACUCGUGUGAUGUGCUCUCAAACUAAAAAUAAAAUACAGAAAUCUGAA
Molecule: messenger RNA, 1532 nt
Organism: Puntigrus tetrazona (Sumatra barb)
Lineage: Eukaryota; Metazoa; Chordata; Actinopteri; Cypriniformes; Cyprinidae
Gene: fadd
Product: Fas (tnfrsf6)-associated via death domain
Exons: 2
Coding region: 238-819 (193 amino acids)
Biological process (GO): signal transduction; regulation of apoptotic process
Molecular function (GO): protein binding
Source: RefSeq, a predicted model, not a curated record